Messenger RNA from Monopterus albus (swamp eel), 1789 nucleotides. It is a transcript of the gene fam181b, whose product is annotated as family with sequence similarity 181 member B. The record is from RefSeq and is a predicted model, not a curated record. Lineage: Eukaryota; Metazoa; Chordata; Actinopteri; Synbranchiformes; Synbranchidae. The coding region runs from base 121 to 1083 and encodes 320 amino acids. The transcript has a single exon.
CUUUAUGAGCAGCAUCAGGACCAAGUUUUUGUCAGAGGAAAAAAGUCAUGCUCUGAAGAAACUUUUGGUUCAGGGAUCACAGCGGAUGCCACAGGUGUAGCCGCUGGGCUCAACAGAGUGAUGGCUGUUCAGACUGCAAUCAUGAACCCUCAGUUCAUGAAUUUCUGCUUCCCUGGUUCUGUGAUGGAGUACGAUGUGGAGAAAAGUCUGGAUGUGAGUCUCCUGGGAGAGGCAGAAAACGAUGAGGACUACAAAGAGACCACUAAGGACUUGCUGAGCUUCAUCGACUCGGCCUCAAGCAAUAUCAAGCUGGCUCUGGACAAGCCAGUGAAAUCCAAAAGGAAAGUCAACCACCGGAAGUAUCUACAGAAGCAGAUCAAAAGGUGCACGGGCAUUAUAACACCAGGAAAUGUAGAAGAAGUCCCUGUUAAAAGACAGGGUUCCCCUCUGGCUCAGUCCAGCCCUUUACAGAGCAAAACUCUACCCAAGCGCGAUGGGGUCCAGGCCAACUUACAGAGCAAGAGCUUGGCAGCCCUUUUCAGUCCCGUGAAGGAUAUAAGGGGUGAAAAAGCUAAGAAGCCACCUCUGAGGCAUCGCAAUCUGCCCCCCUCUUUCUUCACUGAGCCUGCCAACUGCUCCAAAGUCAGCUCUACAUCUGGGAUGACACUGAAGGAUUUGGAACGUGGUAAUCCUGAGGCUAUAGAGUUCUUUGAGCUCCUGGGGCCUGAUUACAGUAACAUGGUCAGUGAUCAGGACCCUUAUCAAAGCAUGCCUCUCCGAGGGCAGCCAGACAUGGGAGGCCCGGAUCCUACUUCCUAUGAUGCCCACCAUUUAGUUGGUGGUCUCCUCUACUCAGAGCCCUGGACUAACUGCUCUGGAGCCUCUAAGAAACUAGGGGACAGCCUGCGUACAGGCCCGGCUCAGCCUCCCCUCUACUGUCAUUCUGAGGCUGCUACUGGGCCCCUAGAGGACAAUACACUGUGCACUUUGGCCUUCCCAAACUUCUUCACAGACUGCUCCAUACCUCAGGUCACUUAUGAUUUAAGUGGUAGUUACAACAGAGCUAAUUAUUCCUCUCUAUGAGAAACUGAGAAUUCCAUGUUUAGACUGAACUGCUGUGUUUAACUGUAGCCUAAGAUAUUUUAUAUUACUGUGUCAUAUUUGUUCCGGAAGUAAUGUUGCAUCUGGAUUGUUUUGUAUCAUCCUUGCUCAACAGGACUGUGGGUCAUGACUCCCCCCCCCGCCAGAAGCCUACUUCUGAUUUUGAGCAUGCUUCAGUUUUGUCACCAGAGGGAGGCUGUUCAUCAGAAUGAAGCUUAUUAUUUUGGAAAUGUGUUAGUGAGACAUUUCAUUACAUUUUUGUAUUUUGCAAAAACAAGCUGUGGAAGUAGUUGUUGCUUUAGUUCACUAAAUUAUAGAACUAUAUUAUAGAAAUUAUAGAACUAUUUGUCACAUGUGACAACACAUACUGCAGCAAUCUAUCAAUGAGGCAGUUUUUCAGUCCUGUUAGUUACAGUUCUAUGCAGAGGAAUAGCAGAGGGAAGUCAUUUUUGCUGAAAUCAUGAUUGCAACAAUGUGCAAUGCUAUGUUUGUUUUACAGCACAGAAGUAUUCAGCUGGCAGAUUUGCCAUUUGUAUCCAGUUUUGGAAAAGCCUUUAAUGUAUCUAGAUAUUGUAAGAAGACAAAAUAAAGCUGGUCUUUAUUACUGUGACAACAGUAAAUGGUCUUAUACUUGUACAGCGCCUUUCUAUGCUUUUACAGCACAUUCAAAGCGCUUUCACAUUAUUCG